CAUCUUGUUUAUAUCAAAAUGCACGAUUUGGUUUUUGAUGUCAGCGCUCCGUUUGAUGCUCAACACUUUGUGUUUUCUGGACGGGAUGAUGGAUUAUACAUUUUGUUAAAACUUGUUCCGAAACCUGGAUAUCACCUGGUAAAAGUAGUGGAUGGGCUCACAGUUCUCUGGGAGAAGGGUAAAGAACCACUGGAAUUCCUUGUUCUUCACAAGCUUGGCAACCUUCCAGCGUUUCUCUUCCUGAAACUUUCUGAUUCUGGUCGAUACUUUGAGUUUAGGAAUUUGACCUGGAGUGAGAUUAACGAAGUUGAAUACAAGGAAAAGUUGACCCUGGACUUGGAUAGACACAACCUCGAAGGUGUUGAUUUCGACCUCAGUCAUAUAAAUCCGAAGGAUGUUACGGUUAUAAAACUACUUGAUGGGUCGUUAGUGAACCAUUCGUUUUUUCCAGAGGUUAAAAAGGCCUUUGUUACAGUACGUGAUGGCGAUAAUCUCCUCUGGAAAGCUGCAAAGGAUGGUGAUAAAUGCCUACUUGUUUCAUUUCAUGAAGCGGAAGGAUCCCCUAAAUUUCUACGUUUAGCACUUUUGGAAUCGAAUACCUUUGCGCAAAAGUUCUUUGAGAACGUCAGUGGCAAAUGGAUUUCCAUGACCAUACACGCUUACUUUGAAAAGAGGGCACCAAAAGAUCCACAGAUUGCCGUGUUAGAUCUUUCUGUAAACCACAAUUUACAUGUUGGUCAAUUUGUAGGCUCAGUUCACGGGGUCCCCUAUGACGUAUUCUUCUCGAGUAUCUUGGGAAAAGUUGUCAAGGUCGUUGAUGGAAACGACGUUCUUUGGGAAGGAAAGGGAGGUGAGAAGUGUGUUUUGGCAUCUUUGAGUCACGAUCUUACCCAUGUACACCUCCUCGUUUUGCUGAAAUCUGGACAAGCAGAUUUAUAUUUUGAAAAGAAAAAUGGUGAAUGGAAUGCUGUCUUUGACGGUUUUCCAAACAAGUUCAAAGUUACCACUUACUAGACGGAGUAGUCAUGA
This is a messenger RNA of Theileria equi strain WA, 1029 nucleotides long. Its product is annotated as 82-kilodalton protein. NCBI's taxonomy places the organism in Eukaryota, Apicomplexa, Aconoidasida, Piroplasmida, Theileriidae. The record is from RefSeq and is a predicted model, not a curated record. The coding region runs from base 19 to 1014 and encodes 331 amino acids. The transcript has a single exon.